CGCGCCACAUGAAGUUUACCAAGUCGCCCACCCCGUUGAAGUUUGCAUGGAGCUUAUAAAACUCGUGAUCCCUGCUAACACUGCUGUUGCCAGCCGCAAAGCCUCGCAAGCGGAAACGAAUAGGUGUUCUUGCCGUCUGUGCGCCUGCUGCUGAAGCGUAGCAGACGACACACACGACCUUCGCGUUUGGUGACACCACUCGCAGCGCUGUUGCGCCGUCGUGGCAGACGCGAAGAGCCCUUCGCUCGUCUUAUCAGAGAAUAUCAUGGAGGAACGAAACACUCUUUUCGCCAGGCAUAGAUUGCUUAUCUUCAUGCGGAGGGCGGACAUCACGUGCGUACUCGCAACCGACGAGCGCGUAUCGUUCGUCGACGUGGUGUCUCGCCGGAGGCGUAGCCAACGUUAUUCGGCGCCUCACUUUGUUCGACUGAACCGGCGACGGAACGAGGGGGGAUGCCCGGCUCCAUGGCUUCCAGCAAAGGCGGCGCCGCGCCCUUUGGAGACAUCGUCGAAGUGGUGCAGGGCGACCGCAUCAGGCCGAAAGCCAUCUACCGCGGCCGACGGUUCCGGCUUAUGGCUGUGGACUCCACGCGUUAUAGGUGGCGCUGUUCUGUGUCUAGCUGCUCGUCGCGACUCAUGACCGACAAGUUCGGUGAGAAGCACGUGCUGUACAGCUUCAAGGAACACGAUGAGGACGAACACCGCGCUGCCGAAGGAAGGAGACAAUCCAAUAAAUCUUUCAGAAGUGAGAUAAUGAAAAAGGUCGGCGAUUUCCUCUACGUGCCGGAGAGGACUGUCGGAGACAUCAAGUGCUGGCGCUGCCGGUACAUCAGCUGCCCCGGACGGUGCCGCACCAGCCUCGACGGCGAGCAGCUGCUGCACGGGCCAACGGCACACACAUGCCAGUCACUCUCCCGGGAAGAGCUAGCCAGGCCGCCGCACGACCAACCUCUCUCGAGUCAAGACAUGCCUGCAGAUCUAAGCCAGGGUGUGAAAGGCACCGGCACAGGUGCUAGUGAACGCCAACAGGAGCAGCACGGAGACAAUGCAGCCGAGCUUGCAGGAUAUUUGUCAUUGCAUAGCCCUGAUGUUAUCUUCUGUGAAGAGUAUUCGCCUAGCCCUCCGGCAUCGUCGCCAGCCGUUAAUGUGAGUGCCACUAGAUCGGAUGGGGACAGCAGAUCAGCCCACGAGACCGCCUCGAGGACCGCAGAAGUAUCUGGAGUACCAGAGGAGGACGCAGGCCCAUCACAUCGUGUGCCGAGCCUAUUCGGCAGUCAGAAACAGACCAGCGGACCAGGGAAACCUAGUGCGGCAGCCACGUGUGUCGAGGAAGCCGACAUGGUUGAGUCAUUUCACGAUGGCAGCGAUGAUGACGCAUCGGACGAGGACGAAGGACGCCCUAGAAGAGGUGACGACGAAUACAACGAGGUCGAGGGGCAUUUGCGUUCGCGCUUGAGAUGCGGUGGUCAGACCAUCGGGAGUCCCGCGAAAUCCGUGCAAGCGCUGGAAAUGAUGUCCACCUCGUGCGCAUGCGCCGAGCAGAAGCUCCGAGUAGCUGUUUAUAAGCAGCUUUCCACCGUGCUAAGCAUGGAGGCAAAGUUGCUGAGGGAACAGAUGCGCAAUGAGGUCCGCAGAGGCAGGCUGCUCGAAAACCAGAUGAAGAAGGGCCCUCUGCGACAGAGUGAUUGUGCACCAGGCGGUUGGGCCGCCGCUCCAGCAACUGACACAAAGGCGUAUGUGAAAGACAGUAAGGCGCAACACAGCAGCUCGGUGGUCACUCAAUGAGAUGCAUGUGGGAAGAGUUGGCAGCUCUCGUUACCGCUGUUCGCGUCUGACUGCCACGUGUGUGCGGCCAUGGCUCUAAGCAGGGUGACAAAAAAAAACUGAAUAAUAAAGUGGGGAGAAUGUAUGGUAA
Molecule: messenger RNA, 1915 nt
Organism: Dermacentor andersoni
Lineage: Eukaryota; Metazoa; Arthropoda; Arachnida; Ixodida; Ixodidae
Source: RefSeq, a predicted model, not a curated record